Messenger RNA from Drosophila grimshawi, 1021 nucleotides. RefSeq names its product GILT-like protein 1 (gene GILT1). Gene Ontology annotation, molecular function: oxidoreductase activity, acting on a sulfur group of donors, disulfide as acceptor. Bases 102 to 839 code for a protein of 245 amino acids. The transcript is spliced from 4 exons. NCBI's taxonomy places the organism in Eukaryota, Metazoa, Arthropoda, Insecta, Diptera, Drosophilidae. The record is from RefSeq and is a predicted model, not a curated record.
GUUCGCGCUUAGACGUCAGCACGUUCACAUCAGCUUGCGCUUGAUUCAAAGUAUAAGCAAAGCAUAAGAGAAUCGAAAAAAAGAAACAAAAAAAUCAAAUCAUGAGUCACAAGUUGGUUUUGUUGGCUUGCCUGGCCGUCACCGUUUGCAGCGCUGCUAAGGUGCCUAUUGCCAUUUACUAUGAGUCCCUGUGCCCGGACAGCGCCAAGUUUAUUACGGAGCAACUGUAUCCGGCUAUGCAGACCGAGCUGCGCGAAUCUGUCGAACUCACAUUUGUGCCCUUUGGCAAAUCCCAGUUUGUCACACAAGGCGCCGAAACAAUGUUCACCUGUCAUCAUGGGCCGAAUGAGUGCUAUGGCAACCGGGUGCAUAACUGCGCCAUCGAGCACAUCCAGGCCAACUCGUACCAGAUCGAAUAUACACGCGAGUCGCUUACGCUUAACUUUAUCAACUGCCUGAUGAAGGCGGGCAAGAAUUUCCCGGAUAAUGUGUAUCCGGGACAGCGUUGCGCCACCGAGAAUCACAUCAAUAAUUGGGAGAAUAUCAAGAUGUGUGCCAACUCCACCGAUGGCAGUAAUCUGCUGAAGAAGGCUGGCGAAACCACCCAGAGGCUAAAGGAACCGCUGACCAGUGUGCCCACCAUUCUGUUCAAUGAGCAAUUCGACAAGGAUGUCAACCAGCGCGUCCAGGUUAACUUCCUCGGCACCCUCUGCAAGUAUGUUUCGGCGCCCCAACCACGCAUCUGUUCCGAGCAUAACGGCGCAUCGGGUCUGGUUGGUGCCGGCAGUGCCCUUUUGGGCUCCCUGCUGGGUCUGUGGUUCCUGCGCUACCUUUACUAAGUGGGCUAAGUGGCUAAGCCUUAAAUGUUACAUUUAUAAUUGCAUUAUUCUGCAGUCACUUUGAAUCUCUACAAUUUGUAUAUUGCCCUUUCCGAUCCAUCUGAAACUCAAACCGUCCAAUACUAUCUCAAGUAAGCAGCAGAUAUGCAUGAGCAGCAAUAAAAAUAGAGAUCUAAAGUUAA